GACACUCCAGGCAAUGACUUUGCUCCGCUUUUGGCGUCUGCCCUGACGACUGACCCGUUAGAGGGAGGGGUGCCCGCAAGUACUUCGUCCACAUCCAUCCCGCCUGCCGCAAAGAUGGGCAGGAAACACUUGCUGCAUAGCAUGCCCAAGCGCGGCAUUGAACGCGUCUUUCUGGGCUCCCACGAGAUCAAGACGUGGUACCCGAGCCCAUAUCCGCUCGACGAUGAGAGCGUCGACUCGCCGACCUCCGCUCAUGCGUCGGCGUCGACCUAUGGUGCUGGCGACUCCUCCGUGCUGACCAAGCGAGGUAUCAACAUCCGACGUAAGCGAAAUCCAGAGCAUCCAGGUCAGAUCACGGACGAUGGGCCCAGAAAUACUUCAGGCAAGACUCAGCCGACUCGUGAGGGCAAGGGCUCGGAUAGCAGCACCGACAGCAGCGCUCGACCCACUCCCGUUCCUCCGUCCGACUCCGCUGCUGCCGCGGUGGAUGUCCGCGCCGAGCACGGUCCCAGCACUGUGUCGCAGCCCAUGACGAGCGCAUCCGCAGGCACUGCAGAGCUGACCAGUGUAGCAAGACCACCCGCCAGCGUGCCUCAUCUGCCAGGCGCGCUCUCCGGUCUUCCUGCGUCAAACGGAACGUCCAGCUCGUCUUUGGCCGCCCCGGCAGCCCUGGCGACGCCUUUUGGCUCCACUCUUCAUUCGAGCAGCAUCGAUACCCAGUCAGCCCGUGUUGGCGUGAUCACGACGAACGACGCUCAACAGCAAGCCGUGCAGGCCCAUCCUACGCUCAGCACAGGACGCUCUUUGUGGGUGUGCGACGGAUGUUUCAAGUAUGCCCGAACGCACACUGGCUAUCGGGUACACAAGAAAGAGUGCACGCAUACACAUCCACCCGGACGCAAAGUAUAUCAACGAGGAGCUCACAUUAUCUGGGAAGUCGACGGUGCAGUGCAAAAGCUCUACGCCCAAAAUUUGUCAUUGCUGGGCAAACUCUUUAUCGAUCACAAAGCCAUCUGCUUCGACGUGGAGAACUUCCUCUUUUACGUCCUCACAGAUGCCAGCGCGCAGUUUGAUCAUCCUAUUGGAUUCUUCUCAAAGAAGCUCUCUUAUGACGACUAUAAUCUUGCGUGCAUCAUCACCUUCCCACCAUUCCAAAAGCGAAGCUUUGGAACAUUGAUGAUCGAGUUCAGUUACUAUCUCUCUGCACACGAUGCAGUGGCAGGUACCCCCGAGCGACCAUUGUCGUCACUAGGAUUCAGAGGCUAUCUGGCUUUCUGGUGCUCUGUCGUCUUGCGCGCGUUGGCCCUCGCCUUCGAUGAUACAACUGCAGACAUUUCUUCUCGACUCUUGGCGCCUCCUCCUAGUGCUAGCUCGCCUCAGAAGGUAGGCUCAGGACCUUCUCGGGCUUACUCAGCUGCUCUGAGGGCCAGGCAGGUGCGAGAGUGCUCUCGCAUCCGCAGAGCUUUGCUUGGUCUACCCGAGCCCAAGUCCCACGCAGGAAAUGCUUUGAUAAGCACUGGCGAUGCUGAAGAGGAUGAAAUGCAAAGGAAGUGGCUUUUGAGGAUCAGCAAAGGCUUUGGAGCUGCACCGAAAGCGCUGCCUGUGUUGAAUGCAGGAAGCCAGAAACGAGGUCCAGGUCGAAGGUCUAGCGUUCGAAGCGCCUCUGCUUCAGUGAAUGUACCUCCUCGUGGCGCUAAUUCGCCAGAGCCUGCUCGGUCUGUUGGCGGAGUUAAGACGGAGGAAGACGCGAGUGAGACUGCAACUUCAGCUCACCUGGACGAGCCUACUCCAUCUACAAGGGGCUCACGCUCUCAUGCUGCGAAGCAGGAGCAGACAGAGUCGAUGGAAGAAGACGAGCGCAUUGAGGCGGUCAUAGCGGCACACCCAGCACUGCAGAUCCGAGCUGACGUGGAGGGAACGGGCAGCGGAGACGUCGCGCUCGUCACCACCCUCGAAAGGCUUGCUUCUGCGACUCGUCUCAGAGUCGAUGACGUCUCAUUCGCUCUGGCAGAAUGUGGACUGCUAAGAUUCAGAGUAGCGACGCCUGAAGUUGUCGCUCUGAAGCCCUUUGGUAUCGAUGCAGAGCACCCUGCUGAACCGCAAAUCAGGACCGCAAGCGUCAAGCUAGAACACGCUCAUGGUGCGGAGGGCAACGACCCAGCUCAGGCGUCUCAUUCCAUUCCCUUUGAUGCGGCGGCAAUUGCACGGCUCGACGCGCAUAACUCGACGAGCGGUCAGAAGUCGGAUCGAGCCAGCCUGAACGCUCAAAAGUUGGGGCAGCCGACGCCGCUGUUGGAGCCAGCGCUCCUCUUGACUAGACAAAUGGUGCGCGAAGCGAUCAAAGCUCGCAACGUCAAGCGGCCGGUAUUGGAUGAGAUCUAUGUACUUGUUUGAGACCUUCAGCAUGCCACACUGCAUUCGCCCAGCAUUUUCCCCGUGGCGCUCAAUGUCCAUUACAUUGCGACGUGAAGGCCAGAGGAACCAGCCUGCAUCUCAUUGCUUCGAGACAGAUGUAAA
Molecule: messenger RNA, 2517 nt
Organism: Ceraceosorus guamensis
Lineage: Eukaryota; Fungi; Basidiomycota; Exobasidiomycetes; Ceraceosorales; Ceraceosoraceae
Product: acyl-CoA N-acyltransferase
Exons: 6
Coding region: 115-2394 (759 amino acids)
Biological process (GO): regulation of DNA-templated transcription
Molecular function (GO): histone acetyltransferase activity
Source: RefSeq, a predicted model, not a curated record